AUGUAUAAUACUCAAACUAGCACUCAAAAACAUUAUUUAAAUUCUGUUCAUAAAGAGUUUGAAAAAGAAAAAUUGAAACAAUUAAAAGUAGAUGAUCAAAUAAAAAAAACAAAUGGAGAAGGAUUUUUAUGUAUGAUUAAUAAGCUUAAUCCUGCAUUUAAGCUAUCAUGUUAUGUAACGAUCAAAAAAGAUAUUGGUUAUGAAUAUCAAGCUGCAUUUCAGGCUAUAAAGGAAAUGAUUACUCAUACCUGUGAUAUAGCAGCUAUUACUACAGAUCUUUGGACAUCUCAUGCAAAAUCAGAUAGUAAAGUAAAUGUAGCAAUUACUGAAAAUUGUAGUAAUAUGAUUAAAGCUAUCCAUGAAUGGGAUGGUGUUAAUCAUAUUCCAUGCGAUGCAUAUACAUUGCAGCUUUGUGUUAUUAAAGG
Molecule: messenger RNA, 425 nt
Organism: Funneliformis caledonium
Lineage: Eukaryota; Fungi; Glomeromycota; Glomeromycetes; Glomerales; Glomeraceae
Source: the annotation of a GenBank genome assembly